AGUGAUUAAAAUCCACAAAUACAUCCAUCCUUAAUUUAUAAAUGAAAAGUGAACAGGCCGGUAGGGGGCGCAUUAUAAAACUGCUUGUUUGCAGCCCCGAAGCCUAAAACACUGCAGAAGAAGAAGAAUUUUCGCGCCGGAUAAAAAAAAAAAAAUACUACUAUGAAGCAGCAGGAACAUGGCGUCGUCCAGGAAGAACAGCAACAAACAACUUAGCCACGAACAAAUUAUCAACCGCUGGAGUUUCGACUUUUACAUCUUUAAAGCUUUCGAGGCGUUUCGCAACGAAGACUAUGAGAGUUUCAUCGAGCUCAGGAACCUCAUCGAGAGUUUGGUGGUCAGACCCAUUGACGGACACACUGACAUGACCAUCAAACUGCGAUUCCUGCAGUUCCUCUCACGGAUCAUUGACGGAGACAAACUUGAUGUUACUUUUGAAAAGCCUCUAACACCUCUUGAAUCGGCACUGAGCGUGCUAGAAUCCAUCUGUACAGAAAUGGAUGUUCCACAAGAGAUACUCGAGCGAGUUCACAUCUCAAUCAGGGAAAUGCUUAUUGUUGUUUGCAUAAAGAGCAAACAGUUUGAAAAAGCUCAGGAGUUGCUGCAUAAACACUUUCCCAAAGGAAUGGACUCAGCUGGCAAGAAAAAGCUCUAUGUGGAUCUGAUGAAAAGACGAUGCAGCACACAUUCAGUUCUGAACGUGAUCUCGUACAGUGAAUUCAAACAGGACAUGCUGGACUUCAUCGAGAAACUCCACCACAUUCCAGAGCCUUUUUUAGUCAAGAUGGUCAAAGUCUCAAGACAAGGAAAGACUGUAGAUGUCGGGGCCUCAUGUAAGCCUCAAGCCGUUAGGGCUAGCAACGUCCAGUCGUGUACACAGGACAAAGCGAACCGCAAACAUACGGUUCUCCUGCGCAAUUCUCCAUCCAAUUCGCAACAGAACACACCAACCAAAAAUAACCUAAGUAGAGCUCCUUCCCCUGCUCUUUUGGUAACAGUGCACCUGACCCAGGGCAACCUGAAAGCUAUCUAUCCCAAGCUUGCUGAGCAAUUUUCUGUCUCUGUCCCCUUCACUCAGCUGGAGGAGGAGGUGGAACAUGAGGCACAGCAGGAGAACGAAAUCGAUCGUAACAUGGAACUCUGUCUCAAACUCACAGAGACUCCAAUGGAGGAGGUUUGGGAAGAAAGGGAGCAGAGUUCGUGUGUGUGUGAAGAAAGGCCCUCUGAUGACAGUUUGCAGUCACAGCAGCAGUGUGAUGAGUGCUGCACUUCUGUGCAGUCUGAUGCCAGAAGUAAAACAUCAGUGCCCGUGAAACACUGCACAAACCGAGAUGUGGAACAGGAAGAAGAAAGUUCAGAGGUCACACCUUCACUAGUAGAUACACAUGUCCAUCCACCUGCUUUGUCUGCUGAGAAAGGCCCUGCUGGUGUUGUGUCUGGAGUGAGCGUAACUCAGUUGGUGAUGGAGCAGGACAGUACGCCAAGUGAACUAGAAGCCUCUGAUUCUCAGCCUCUGACUCCCAGUCCGCUGCAGGUACGCUCUAACAGAGAGGAUCCACUCAGCUCGCUGUCCGUCAACUCUACACCGGUCCGGAAAUACCGCAGACCAGCUCCUCACAGUAAAACAGAGCCUGCUUCCCAAUGGAAGCUUGAAGUGCCUCGGAGCUGUUCCACCCCCAGCAGUGUCGAAAACAGCCCUCCUCCUGCCCAGUGCACAUGUGAUAAGGAAUGUGAGAAACAAGCAACGAAGAGGCUGCACACGAGGAGUGAAGGACAAAGUGAAGAUAGUGUAGAAAGCAUUGUGAUAGACUCGCCACCAUCAGCAAAACAGCCUGAAACCUCCCGUAGAUUGCAUUGGAUGGAUGUGUCUGGAGUCCAGGAAGAGUGGAGUGAUGAAGAGUCACUGUUCUCCGUUUCCACUAAAACAAGUAAAGGUCAGAGCUCAAGUGAUAUUUAUUCCAAAAGGAAGAAGUGGACUGAUGACGAGUCUGACUGGGUGAAGCAAGGAGUUGCCCGUUACGGAGUAGGACGAUGGGAGAGGAUUAAGAGAGCGUUCCCUUUUAAAGGCCGUACAGCAGUCAAUAUCAAAGAUCGCUGGCGCACCAUGAAAAGAUUAAAGAUGGUGUAGACUUGUAAACAAGACAACAUGCAAAAAAAAAAAAACAAAUGUUGAGAUAUUUUUGUACAUGCCCUCACUGUCUGCUUUAUUAGUAUCACCUGUACACCUCAUUCUUGUAAUGAUCUAAUCAGCCAGUCAUGUGACCGCAGCACAGUACAUACAAUCAUGCAGAUACAGGUCAAGAUUCUGAUGUUUGAUGUAAACACUAACUGAAGCCCUUGACCUGUAUCUGCAGGGUUUUAUGCAUUGUGCUGCUGCCAAUGUGUACAGGUGUUCCUAAUAAAGUGGACAGUGAGUGUAUAUCUAAGAAGGCAUUUUGAAACCGAGUUUGAAAUUGACAGCUCGUUUACGUUAACACAUGUAAAGAUAUUUGUUUUGAAUCCUUGUGUACGGCAUCGUGUCAAGGUUGAGUAAAAGUUGGAAUAAACAUCAAAUAGCAGAAAACGGGCAUCGUUGAUGUCAUUAGCCUACUUAUAUAAAAUGCACUUUUUUUUUUCCUUAGCAGAAAUGCCCCAGGUAACAGUGGCCGUGCUUCUAUAUAUUUAUAGAAAUGUUUGUAAUAUAAGUGAAAUGCGCAGUCAGUGAUCUUAAUUAUCUAAGACUGUCCAAGUGCAGGUAUUAUGGCCUGUCUAAUACAUUCAACAAUAUUGUAGAUUCAGACGUCUUUAAUCUACACUCAUAGUUUAUAGAUUAUUUUUCAUGAAUAAAUACCUGCACGUUUUGCAUAUAAAUUUUUCAUUUUAUAGUGCAGCCCUUCAGAAAGGUAUGUAGGUGUGAAAAAAAUAUCAUCUCUGCUCCUCUGUUGUAUAUUCUUGCUCAGAUUUUUGUUCACAGAACAUUAUUAAAAACGAAUCAUGUAAAACAGUGAA
Molecule: messenger RNA, 2988 nt
Organism: Ictalurus punctatus (channel catfish)
Lineage: Eukaryota; Metazoa; Chordata; Actinopteri; Siluriformes; Ictaluridae
Gene: terf2
Product: telomeric repeat binding factor a
Exons: 12
Coding region: 179-2128 (649 amino acids)
Biological process (GO): telomeric loop formation; protein localization to chromosome, telomeric region; telomeric D-loop disassembly
Cellular component (GO): shelterin complex; chromosome, telomeric region; nucleus
Molecular function (GO): protein homodimerization activity; telomerase activity; double-stranded telomeric DNA binding
Source: RefSeq, a predicted model, not a curated record